Messenger RNA from Orussus abietinus, 1842 nucleotides. RefSeq names its product lysophosphatidic acid receptor 1. Lineage: Eukaryota; Metazoa; Arthropoda; Insecta; Hymenoptera; Orussidae. The record is from RefSeq and is a predicted model, not a curated record. Gene Ontology annotation, molecular function: G protein-coupled receptor activity. The transcript is spliced from 6 exons. Bases 1 to 1437 code for a protein of 478 amino acids. Gene Ontology annotation, biological process: G protein-coupled receptor signaling pathway. Gene Ontology annotation, cellular component: membrane.
AUGGACCAACGUCGAGAGGACAUCAUCCAGGAAAGGGAAGACCCCUCUUCGAGGUCGGAGAACUUCUCAGGGGAGGAAUUCUCCCCAGAUUCCCAUCUUCGACACGCCUUCCACCGACUUCAUCGAGAAGUCCUCGGCGCCUUGUCCACCCGGGGCAGAGAGGACCUGGACGACUUCCAGGACAUCGACAGGUUCCUCCUGGAGAGCACCUUGCACCCCAGGAACCUGUCGAACUUCUCCGAGAGGAACUUAUCCCAGGUCGACUCGGUCAGGGAACAUCCACAGAGAUUGUAUUAUCUCUAUGGCUCGCCCAUCCUUAUCUUCUUCUGCGUCCUUUCGGUCGUCGUCAACAUCAAGAUCCUCCUCAGCGUCUACUGGAUAAGGCGUCCUCUCAGCCCCACUUUGCAUAUCAGCCUUAGUCUUGCUGGGGCUGAUGCCUUUUCCGGCGUUAUUUUGGGAACUGGACUCGUUCUCAACAGUUUUCUACCUUAUGGACUUGGACUCAGGUUGACCGGAAUUGACUGCUUCGUGCUCUUGCUGGAAGCCAUUAGACUGGGAUCAAUCAUCGUGACGGUUGCUCACCUGACUGCCCUGGCUAUCAAUCACUAUCUCGGGAUCCUGAGACCUCUCCAUUAUCUCUCCAUCGUGACACGCAGGAAUACGAUACUUGCCAUAGCGAUUCUCUGGAUUUUACCUCUGGCGUUUUUCCUCUCGUACUUCAGUCUGGUGGAAAACGAAGGUUUCCAAUCCCAGGGCUGCGAGAACAUGAUGUUCUUGCAACACAAGCAGUUCCGGAUAAUGUUCAGUAGCUUGUUCUUCGCUCCCUUUCUGCUGAUGGUCUGCAUUUAUUCUCACAUAUUUUGCAUCGUGAGGAAGCAUCAAGCUUCGAGGCUUCGUUUCAGCAGAGCUGGCUCAUCUCGUCACAGGAACAAUGAUAACAGCCAACAAAGUACUCCUCAACAAAUGGUGAAGAACGUGAAGGCCAUUCACACCACUCUAUACAUCCUCGGAAGCUACAUGGUCGGUUGGAUGCCUGCAACAAUAAUCUUCGCUCUGGUUUGCAACGAUUGUCUCCUAAAUUUCGACUGGAUGUCGGAAAAAAACAAAUUCAUCUUGUACAGCUUGUUCAAUUGUCUGAUCAUUCUGAAGACACUGGUCAAUCCGAUCAUCUAUGCGGCGAGGAUGCAUGAAAUAAAGGUGGCUAAAAGGCAGAUGCACGCUUCUCUUUGCGGAUGUUUCGGUUUAAAUAGUCGAACAGGUGAACGAAUGGCAGUCGGUGUGAGUAGCGAAAGGGCUCCCAGCAAUCGAUCCUCCUUGUCGAAGACCGCAGUCUGCAGAUUGACUAGCAACGUCAGUAUCAGGAACUCCAAAAAUGGGAGUUACACUUGUACUUAUACUGGACACGAGAGCCAUGCUCGAGGAAAUACUAUUCUCUGAGAAAAUGAGAGACAUAUGUCUCUGACUCGCAGCUGUCCGGAAGCCUUUCGAUGGUUCGAGGACUUUUCACAUAUGGAGGAUAUCUGAACGCUAGGAGGUGCACAUUUUAACCUCGAAUUGGGAAUAGCUCUAAGAUCUUGCGGAAUUUCUCUUAAGCGUUUUAUAUCUUUGGCGUCUUCGGAUUGAGCUUACUCUGGAAUGUCUGGAUCACUCGAUGAGAUAGUCGUAGGUUAACUCACGAUGCAUCGUUAGACACUCUUUGUACAUAUUGUGGUCUUCUUUCGUUCACUUUUGCUCUUUGGAUGUUCAUAUGCUCACUACAUGUUCGCGAAUACGGUUUAACACUGCAGGAAUUAAACUGUGAACAGCUCAACGCAUUUAUAAGGAUCCUAUGAUGUUAGGUUA